UUUAUCACGCCACGCCUGUGACAUGUCUAUUUAAAGAGAUCUCUAGAGGGCAUAAAGCUGUAACCAACCUCUGUGACACUUUAUUUUGAUUCAACUAUACCUUGUUGCGAUCUAACCUGACGGUGUUGCCAAUUUGAAAAUGAUGAAAUUCGUUGCUGUUAUCUUCGUUCUGGCCUUGUUUGUUCAUGACAACGAGGCUUGGCGAAGGCGAAGAAGAAGGCGCACUUUUCCGUCGUGCCGUCCUCGUAAUUGCCAAGUCAGCGUAUGGUCGCAGUGGAGUUCAUGUCCGUGUGGAUCAAGUGGAACUCGAACUAGAACAAGAAGGAUCAUUUUGCCAGCAGCUUGUGGAGGAACAUGCUUUUUCCAUCUAUUAGAGAGUCAAUUUUGCAAGAGAGACUGUCAGAAUUCAGGAACACCCACAAGAAACGCUUGCCUCUGUCCACCUGGUUAUCUGGGAACGUGCUGCGAAAUUGCGGCACCUUUGACAACUAAGGGGGAAAUGCAGACAACAACUGCCACAAAUCGAACGCCGCCACCAAGACCAUCAGCCACCAUACGACGAUCAAGAUUAACGCCACCAGAAACAUCACCAUCAGUAGCAACAACAUCAGCAACAACAAGAACCAGACAAACAGCAAUAAGAACGGAACAACUAAACCCAACAGUCUCAACAGAACAACUGCCACAGUCAAACGCAACAUGGAGAAUAACCUCAACAACACCAAGAACGAGGUCAACAGCGGCAUCGUCAGCCAUACCACCAACACUACCUUCAGCUUCUGGAGGGAUACAUGUGACACUACCACCUUUUACAGGAUGUGGGGGGAUUCUAAACAGUACAAGCGGAACAUUUGCAACUCCUGGAUAUCCAUUUUCUUACUCAAAUAAUUUGAACUGCCUAUGGACUCUUCGUAUCCCCACCGACAGCGUUUUGAUUCUACAGUUUGAAAGGUUCAACACAGAGCAGUGCUGUGAUUUUGUUGAGCUAACAGUCAGCACCGGGCGGUUAGCAAGACUGAGUGGUUCUAGGAAUGGAUUCAGCAUUACAGUUAGAGGCGACAGAAGUCAAGUUCUUAAUAUCAGAUUUACAUCUGAUGGAUCUGUCGUAGGACCCGGUUUCUUGGCUCGCUACAACUUUAUAUUUGGUUUUCCAUCAGCGACAAUGCAGCCAACACCAUCUUCAGCCUCUGGAGUAGUUUAUGCGACAUCGUCUCUUUCUUCUCAAGUGCCUACACAACCACCUUUUACAGGAUGUGGAGGGCUACUAAACAGUAGAAGUGGAACAUUUGCAUCUCCUGGAUAUCCAUUCUCUUACUCAAAUAAUUUGAACUGCCUAUGGACUCUUCGUAUCCCCACCGACAGCGUUUUGAGUCUACAGUUUGAAAGGUUUAACACAGAGCAGUGCUGUGAUUUUGUUGAGCUGACAGUCAGCACCGGGCGGUUAGCAAGGCUGAGUGGUUCUAGGAAUGGAUUUAACAUCACAGUUAGAGGCGACAGAAGUCAAGUGCUUAAUAUCAGAUUUACAACUGAUGGAUCUGUCGUAAGAACUGGUUUCUUGGCUCGUUACACCAUAAUAUUUGUGCCACGCCCUACAUCUUUUACUCCUUUUAAUAACGUAACCUUGCCCAACACAGCGCAACCACCAUCAAAUACUCCAUUUGUGACCCUCCCAACGGAAGUUCGAAGGGUUCUUGCUGAUUUACUCAUUUCUCUCUCUCGAAUCAUAUUGAAGCUUCAAGGACUCAUCCGAGGACAAAUUACCAACGAAGCUUUUGAAAAUUUUCGAAAUGACACGCUGCAGAUUUUACAGCAAGCUGAGAUGCAGCUAGAGAGACCCAGCAACAGGCAUUUAGGAAAGAGGGCGAUACACGAGCUACCUGACCCAGAAGAACUGGCUCAAAUAAUGGACGAGAUUCAACGAAGACUGUUAGGCUAAGACCAUUUCAUUUGUUCCGAAUGCCGACGUCUGAACUACUUUUGUUUUAGGCUACGAGCCGUCUCUCCUGACUCGCACGAAGGACUUCGCCCAAAAGAAGGCUCUGCUUAGUCUACUUCCCUUUCAAUGCUGUAACGAAUUUCCAGCGCCAAGAUAUAUCUAAGCAAAGGAAUAUUGAUUGUCGUUGACCAUCGUAGUUCUAAGUUUUCAUUUAUGAUUAUCAUUGGCUAUGACCUAGCUGUAUUCUUGAGUAAAGAUCUCACAACAGUUACAGCGGCAUAAUAAACAAGCUCAUAACGCAUUGUAAGUAAAUAUACUAAAACUCAC
Molecule: messenger RNA, 2263 nt
Organism: Stylophora pistillata
Lineage: Eukaryota; Metazoa; Cnidaria; Anthozoa; Scleractinia; Pocilloporidae
Source: RefSeq, a predicted model, not a curated record